Prorocentrum cordatum is the source of this 1347-nucleotide messenger RNA. The record is from the annotation of a GenBank genome assembly. Lineage: Eukaryota; Dinophyceae; Prorocentrales; Prorocentraceae.
AUGUCCAUCAAAGUCCAGCUCGUGACCCAGCAGAAAGCCCUCGGCACCAUCAUCACCGCAGGAGGAGUCAUGGGCCCCGACAUCUGCCUCGGGGUCAACAGAACACCCGGCGCAGCAAGACCCCUCGAGAAGCAGAUUCUCCGUCGCAAGAAGCUAUCGGUUAAGGCCAAGAUGAAGGACGUCCACGCCCUCUCGACCUCGUCGCUGACCUACAACCACCACGUAUGGAACCACCUAGCCAAGAACGACCGCAACCACAUCGCGACCAAGUCCAUGGGACCUUAUCGAAUGGCGGCAUCCAUGCCCCAGACGAACACGCCCAACAAGCACUUCACCAACAGCGAGGCGAUUGCGAAGACGGGUACAGCGUGCAGGUGCUGCCAGACGGAGUUCCACACCUUCCCGAGACUCCUGAAGCACCUCGCGGUGGCUCAUCGCUGCCGCAAGUCGUGGCACGCAUGGCACACCAUGACGAUGGAACCCCUCACCGAGCAGCAGAUCGCCGACAACGUCGACGCCAUCGCUACGACCACUGCAGCUAACAAGAAGAACGGCCGACAAGCCACAUUCAGCGAGGUACCCGCCUACAGGAUCGACAUCACGCCCCUGCCACUCAUCGAGACUUCCCCCUUUUUUCCCAAGGUCUACGCCGCUAUCCAACCGACCGUACCCCAACCUAGCACACCAAAGGUACCUGAGCCAGCUGAACGACGGGAAGUUGUAUUCAUCACGGACCGACCUCGGCAGCACAGCGACCUGCACCAGAUCAUGGCAACCAGCACAAUAUCUAGCAUGAGCGGGUUGGACUACCGCACGAUCGACUCCAACUACGACUCCGAGGCACCGAAAUCAGAUCACGACCUCCAGCACAUCCGCGACAGGAUCACGAAAGGAGAGAUCGCCGCCGUAUACGCCGAGCUACCGAAAAAUACCUGGUACAGCCACGACAACGCCGAGGUCACCACCAACUACGCCAGUAGCCGUCGCUCCAAAGCAAGGCCAUGUGGACCAGCCGAUGCCACAGAAAGGAUCGCCAUCGAGCUGCACGCGGCCAAUUCCAUCACUAGGGAGAUCCUCAUGACCAUUCACGCGGCCGCAGAGGCCAAGGUACCCUUCCUCGCCAUACACGUCGAGGAAUCCAUCCUCUGGACGACACCUGAGAGCCGCCACAUUAUCAGGCACACCUCUGCGGUAUGCAGCAUGGCCAACCACUCUGACAUCGGGACAAUCAAGACAGUCACCAACUCGGAAGACCCCAUCCACGCGACCAAGCUCAAGGAUACAGCCGCCGAGAACUUCGACUACACCGCAGCCGCCCAGCUCGACGAGAUGAUCAUGGCCAGAUAG